CCAGGCUGCGCCGUGCUUCCUUUCGGUUCCUCGGUCAACGGUUUCGACUCUCACUGCUGCGACCUGGAUCUCCUCCUGGAUCUGGAAGCCACCAAAUCUCUGCGGGGCGACGGCUCCGGCGCCGAGGACUCCAUCCUCAGCGACAUCGAUUUGAGCUCGGCCCGACCCGAGGAGCUCCUGGAGCUGGUGGCUGCCGUCCUGCGUCGCUGCGUCCCCGGCGUCACCCGCGUCCGCCCCGUCCCCACCGCCCGCCGCCCCGUCGUCAAGUUCUGCCACAAGCAAUCCGGCCUGCUGGGCGACAUCUCCAUCGACAACAGGCUGGCGCUGCACAACACGCGGUUCCUGCGGCUCUGCGCCGAGGCGGACGCGCGCGUGCGGCCGUUGGUGUACGCCGUGAGGCUGUGGGCGAAGCAGCAGGGGCUGGCGGGAAACCCUGCCGGGGGAGGACCCCUCCUCACCAACUACGCGCUGACGCUGCUGGUGCUGUUCUUCCUGCAGACGCGCAGCCCCCCCGUGCUGCCCACGGUUGAAGAGCUUCGCGAGCUGGCGGGCCCGGAUUGCCGCGUGGUGGAGGCGGGCUGGGACUGCAGCUUCCCCCGCGAGGCGACGGCGCUGGAGCCCAGCACCAACAGACAGAGCAUGGGCUCCCUCCUGCCCGAAUUCUUCCAGCUCUUCGGCUCCUUCCCCUUCGCGACGCACUUCCCCUCUCUCCGCCACGGCCGCCCGCUGCCCCUCUCAUCCGCCGACCCCCUCCUCAAGCGGACCCCCCUCACCGUCCUGGACCCCUUCGAGCUCGACCACAACGUCACCGCCAACGUCACCGCCAAAUCGGCGUCGCGCUGGGGCCGCUGUUGCCGCGCCGCCGCCAAGUACUGCCGCAGCCUCCAGUACAGCCGCAAAUCCGCCAAGGGCCGCCCCUGGGGCUUGGUGCGCCUCUUCCAACCCGGCGCCGUGGAGCCGGGAGCCGGGGGGGGUUCCUCUUUCCUCAUCCCCAUCCCCUUGGACGGUGCCGGUGCCGCACGGCGGUCGCACGGCGCUGAGUUGAAGGAGGUCCGCGCCGCCGUCAUCUUCGUGCUGAGGGACAUCCUGCGGUGCGCUGUGGGGCGGGGGGACGGGGGGCCGGAUCGCGGGCUCUUGGAGGACCCCAAAGUCUUGGAGGACCCCAAAGUCUUGGAGGACCCCAAAGGAGCUUCUACAACGGACCCCAAACUUUUGGGAGUGCAUGGAAUGGACUCCAGACUCUUGGAGGACCCCAAAGGUUUGGGAGCUCCUGGAACAGACCCCGAACUCUUGGAGGACCCCAGACUCUUGGGAGCCCUUGGACUGGACCCCAGACUUAUGGAGGUGGACCCCGAGUUCAUGGAGGAGGACCCCAAACUCUUGGAAAUUUCCGGAACGGAUCCCAACUUCCCAGAGCCGCCCCCACCAGCGGGUUCCAAACGUCCCCGGCCCGAAGGGACGGACGUCACCGUGUCCCCGGCUGCCAAACGGCAGCGGGUGACCACCCCCGAGGAAGAGGAGGAGGAGGAGAAGGAGGAGGAGGAAGCACCGCGCUGGAGCUGCACCGUGUGGCACCGCGUGUGGACCGGGCGCCGUCGCCUCCGCCGCCAACUGCAGCACCGGGACGGCACCAGGAGGAUCCAUGGGGACACCAGUGGGCCCCAAUGCGGGGACGGGGACACCAGUAGGGUCACCAGUAAGCUCCAAGGUGGAGACACCAGUGGGGUCCAUGGGAUUGGGGACACCAGUAGGAUCCUUGGGGACACCAAUGGGCCCCAAUGUGGGGAUGGGGACACCAGUGAGCUCCAACGUGGGGGCACCAAUGGAUUCCAUGGGGACACCUAUGGGUUCUACGGGGAUGAGGACUCCAGUGACCCCCAACGUGGGCAUGGGGACACCAGUGGGCUCCAGUGUGGGGAUGGGGUCACCAGUAAGCUCCAAGGUGGGGACACCAGAGGGCCCCAAUGUAGGGGCACCAAUGGGUUCUGUGGGGACAAGGACAGCAGUGAGCUCCAAGGCGGGGAUGGGGACACCAGUGGGCUCCGUGGGGACAUCAGUGGGCUCCAUGGGGACGAGGACUCCAGUGACCCCCAACAUGGGCAUGGGGAUGCCAGUGGGCCCCAACAUGGAGGCACCAGUGGAUUCCAUGGGGUUGGGGACACCAGUGGGCCCCAGUAUGGGGUUGGGGGCACCAGUGGGUUCCACCAUGGAGGCACCAAUGGGUUCCAUGGGGACGAGGACUCCAGUGACCCCCAACCUGGGCAUGGGGACACCAGUGGGUUCCAUGGGGACACCAGUGGGUCCCAAUGUGGGGAUGGGGACACCAGUGGGCUCCAACAUGGAGGCACCCAUGGGCUCCAUGGGGAUGCCGGUGGGUCCCAACAUGGGGACACCCUUGGGUCCCCCGAGGACCUGGACUUGGAGCAGAAGGUGUCGGACGCCAUCGUGGAGCAAAAUGGCGCCGCUCGACCCCCGGAGCCGCUGCUCCGCUUCGAGGCCGACGUCCGCGUGACGGCGGGGGGGCAACGGGCGCUGCUCCGCCUGACCCCAACCCCGGGGCCGGGGCCCCUUUUUAGGGAUUUUUUCCAUUUUUUGAGGGUUUUUCUGCCCCCCAUGGUGCGGAGGAGGAUGGAGAUCCACCCAACCGAUUGCUCUCUGACCUUCCAGGACCUCCUGGCCCCGCCCCUCGCCCCACCCCAUUUCGUGGUUCCUGCCAAUGGCGAGUGA
Molecule: messenger RNA, 2727 nt
Organism: Numida meleagris (helmeted guineafowl)
Lineage: Eukaryota; Metazoa; Chordata; Aves; Galliformes; Numididae
Product: speckle targeted PIP5K1A-regulated poly(A) polymerase-like
Exons: 6
Cellular component (GO): mitochondrion
Molecular function (GO): poly(A) RNA polymerase activity
Source: RefSeq, a predicted model, not a curated record